AUGCCUGCACUCAACAAGGGGACUUCUACCUACCACUCCGUCCACGGACUCUACUGGAGGAACGCUUCCGGUGAGCUCUUGGCCGUUGAGGGGAGCAAUUCACAAACACUCCCUCAACUCUGGACAUCGCUACGAGCUGAGAUUCUCGACCAAAGCAACUCCUGGUCUCGACAACGUCUGCCUUCCGGCAAAGAGAUCAGCACCCUUCACAUCAAGGCCCAAAUUCCAGAGCUCACUCACAUCCGCGCAAACUUCCCUCCCAAUCAUCAGGAUGAGGAGUUGGUCACUAAGGUUGCUGAAGUGCAGCACGCUGAUGGACUCAUCCUCGGCAUGCUCACCUCCCGGCCUAAGUCGCUUGCUGCGGACAAGUUUGGUCUGUGGGCGGAAAACUUUGUCCUUCUCGAGACCCAGUUCCGACCCUUUGCGCAGCUGACGGAUGCUGCCAACCACGAACAUCGUGCGAUUGUUGAGAAGGUUGCCACUAUUUUCGAGACGAAGCUCAAGAAUGCGUCUAGAGAUGAUCAGUGGAACGUCACUGGCCGGAAUGCAUUCAUGAACAGAGUCUAUGGGUUCGUCGAGAGGAACAUACCAAUUCUUCUUGCGCUGCCCGCUUUCCCUUGCAAGUCUCCCAAUUCAAACAAGGUUGGUGGAACAAUGCCAGAUCUCGCGGAACAUAUCGCUCUCGAUGUUCUUCGCGAUUUCGUCAAGGAAGUGAACAAAAUCUACGCACCCGGUGCUACCAUGUGGGUCAUCAGCGAUGGACAUGUCUUUUCGGAUUGCAUCGGAGUUGAUGAUGGCAAGGUCGACACUUACGAUGCCCAACUCAUCGAGGUCUACAAGAAGAAGUUUCCGGUUGAAGAGGGCCCAGUACCAGCCAUUCAGUUCAAGGGCCUCAAAGACAUCUUCAUGUCGAACCCAGACAGCUUCGCCUCUUUCUCAGAGUCCAUGGUGGCAGAAGUCAAUGUCCCUCACCCGGUCAAAACUGAGCUGACAGCCCCAUCCGAGCUCUGCAGAAAGCUCUUACUGAGUGUUUCCGAGGCAGAUCGUGGAUUCAUUCGCCAAUGCAUCGAAGAACAAGAGCCACACGCGCUGCAACUCUACCGCGGUCAGACUCGCUUCAUGCUCGAGGAUCUGGCUAUGGUUCCCUCUGUCAUCAACCUGAGCAACAAGCAAAAGAAGAAGACCGCAGCCUUGGUCGCACAGGAGAUGAUCUCCCGCAACCAGGCAUACUCGAACUUGGUGGAGCUUCUCCUUCCCAACUACGUGCGCCUCUCCAUCCAUGCACACAACAACAAGGGACCCAAAUUUGCUGUUCGCCUUCUCCCAAAGAGUCUAGUCCGCCCCAUCGAGUCACUCUUGAAUCGCCACGAACCCGUCCCAGCCUACGAGUUCCAAAUCCCUACCCCAUGGCACAACUCGAUCAUCAAAGUUGAGGGUGACGACCUUAUGUACCUUGCCCGCGCCGACGUCGCCAGGGUCGCCAUUAAGACGGGCACCGACUUCGAAGGUUCGUGGGUUGAUGGCCCGAACGGCGCAUACUUCCACCUCACUCGCAAGCCUGGAAUAACCAAGGCGAUCUCUCCGCUCGUCACAUCCGAGAAAGCGCUCCUGCAGAAACGACGACCAACCAUCUCUCUCCUCUCGCCUAUCGAGAAGCCCGUCCUGCACAAGCGUUCUACAAUCAUCAUCAGAUCGCCGCUCCAAGAGAAGUCUCUGCUGGCUCUCGAGCCUUCGCUCAACCAACAUGCACUCAAGUUUUUCCUUCCUUUCUCGUCCUUCCUCACGUUCACAUCUUUUUUCCAGACGCUGUGGCGCAAUGUCGCCGAGGGUGUUUAUUGAGCCUAACUACCACCCUCCUUUUUCAGUGUCUAAGAC
Aaosphaeria arxii CBS 175.79 is the source of this 1875-nucleotide messenger RNA. RefSeq lists its product as uncharacterized. Bases 1 to 1839 code for a protein of 612 amino acids. The record is from RefSeq and is a predicted model, not a curated record. The transcript has a single exon. Lineage: Eukaryota; Fungi; Ascomycota; Dothideomycetes; Pleosporales.